Molecule: messenger RNA, 759 nt
Organism: Arachis ipaensis
Lineage: Eukaryota; Viridiplantae; Streptophyta; Magnoliopsida; Fabales; Fabaceae
Product: toll/interleukin-1 receptor-like protein
Biological process (GO): signal transduction
Source: RefSeq, a predicted model, not a curated record
GUUAUUUCAAACAAUCUGUUUAAUGGAAGAUGGAGCCUACCAACAAACACUUUCUGAGAAAUUGUCCCUUGCCAUUGGCGUUUUCUUCAGCCUUCUUUCAAUUAGAAUUUCUGCAACUGUAUCUGAAGUUUCCCCGAUCCAGUGAUUCCAAUUUCCACACACAUUCCUACCAAGGCUCUUAAAAAGACCAUAUUCAUACUCUUAACAAUAGCAUCAAAAUCAAAGUCAACUCUUGAAUCAGCAAUGAUCACUGAUGUACCUUCUUCUUCUUCCUCUCCCUCUCCCUCCGUCAAGACCUGUAGAUGGAUCAACCAUGUAUUCAUCAGUUUCAGGGGUGAAGACAGCAGAAAAGGCUUCACAGAUCACCUUUAUGCUGCACUGGAAAGAAGGGGUUGUAUCAAAACUUUCAAGGAUGAUCAUGACCUUGAGAGGGGGGAAAUCAUAUCUGAAGGGCUCAUCAAGGGAAUUCAAGAGUCCAUGUUUGCGCUUGUUGUGCUCUCACCAAACUAUGCUUCCUCAAGAUGGUGCUUGGAUGAGCUGCAAAACAUCGUUGAGUGCAGGGAAAAGUUCAACCAAGUGGUUUUUCCUAUCUUCUAUGGUGUAGAAUCCUUUGAUGUAAGGUAUCAGAGAGGAACCUUUGAAGAAGCUUUCAGAAAACAUGAAGAGAGGUUCAAAGAAGAGAAGGAGAAAGUCCAAAGAUGGAGAGAUGCAUUGCAAAAAGUUGCAAGUUAUUCCGGUUGGGACUCCAAAGAUAAGUGA